GUCAACCCUGGAGUAGAGACAGUCGUGAACGGGGAUCACUCUUAAACGAGGAGGAUUACCAGGAAUUCCCAUAAGGCUUUGGAACACUUGCAGGUACAAUCAGAAGUUGCAGCAAUAUGGCCUACAAAGCAACAUCCUUGCCCUGUGUCUUAAGGUGCUUGUGCUUCAUGCUUCUUCAUUGGCUUAACGCAGCACAAGAUGAAGACCUGAGAAGUUGUAGGACUGCACCAGGCGAUUUAGUAUUUAUUGUAGACGGUUCUUGGAGUGUAGAAGAUGUCAACUUUGAAAUAGUAAAGCGGUGGCUUGUCAAUAUAACCAAAAACUUCAACAUUGGGCACAAGUUUACCCAAGUGGGUGUUGUCCAAUACACCGAUGAUCCUGUUUUAGAAAUACCUCUGGGGAAGUAUUCCAACACUAAGGACCUCAUCAGAGAGAUUGAAUCCAUCGAGUACAUGGGAGGAAACACGAGGACGGGCACGGCCAUUGAGUUUGCCACAGACAAAUUGUUUGGCCUCUCUGAACGCAGCCCGAUGGGCAUAUCUAGAAUUGCAGUUGUCCUCACCGAUGGGAAGUCUCAGGAUGCGGUUCAGAAGGCAGCAGAGGCCGCGAGGAGAAAAGGAGUCAUUUUGUUUGCAAUUGGUGUGGGCUCAGAGACAGAGGAGGCCCAGUUAAGAGCCAUUGCAAACAAGCCUUUUUCAACAUACGUCUUCUCUGUAGAAGACUACAAAGGUAUUUCCAGGAUCAUACAGAUCAUACGACAGAAACUGUGCGAAGAGACCGUUUGUCCGGCAAGAAUAUCUAUUGAUUCCCGAGAUGAGAAAGGAUUUGAUAUCCUACUCCAUCUAAAUUUAGCCAAAAAAGCCAAGAGGACAAAAGGAACAUAUCAUGGCACUAAAGCCUAUGAGGUGACACAUGGUAUUGACUUGAGUGAAACCACAAGGACACUUUUCCCUGAUGGUCUCCCUCCAUCCUAUGUAUUUGUCGCCACCCUGAGAUACAAGGGAUCAGUGGCAUUGGACGAGUGGGACUUGUGGAGGAUUCAAACCCGUGACGGGAGACCUCAAAUGGCAGUCACUGUAAAUGGACUUGAUCGUACUGUCAAGUUCACCACAACCAGUGCAUCACAAAGCGGAACGCAAACUGUUACAUUUUCACCACACACAGCUAUGAAAGUUUUUGAUGAGAAAUGGCAUCAACUGCGACUGCUGGUCACUGAGGAAGAUGUCACUCUGUAUGUUGACGACCUGGAAAUUGAAACACUAUCCUUGGAGCCUCCUGUCGGCAUUUUCAUCAAUGGAAAAACUCAAGUCGGAAAAUAUGUCCGUAAAGAAACAACGGCACCGUUUGAACUCCAAAAGCUGCGCAUCUACUGUGACCCUGAGCAGAACAACCGCGAGACUGCAUGCGAAGUACCGGGAGUGUGUUCCAACAGUCCGGAUUAUGCCGAGCCAACUGAAGAACCUUGCGUUUGUCCUCCGGGACCUCCAGGGCUUCCAGGAAUGAAGGGUGAACAGGGGAAUGAAGGCAAAUCGGGUCAGCCUGGACGUGUUGGUGCUGAUGGUAAGCCUGGGGUGCCUGGCACUAGAGGAAGUCCAGGGUUUUCAGGUCCACCAGGACUAAAGGGCCAACGUGGAGCAGAUGGCUUGAAAGGGGAACAAGGGAGGCCGGGUGUUUCGGGCGAUAGGGGUGUUCCGGGAUUAUCAGGACAGCCUGGGCAACUUGGAGAGAAGGGCCCAGUUGGUUUACCAGGACGAGCAGGGAUGCCGGGUGAAGAUGGAAAAAUGGGACAGAAAGGGAGUAUGGGACCUCCCGGGCCUUUAGGCUAUAGAGGAGAAACUGGCCAACCUGGCAGAGAUGGAAAGGAUGGACCUCCUGGGCAACUUGGUCAAAAGGGAGAAACUGGGGCCAGUGGUAUCCCUGGUGCUGAUGGAAGGGCCGGGCGUCCAGGUAUACCCGGUUCAUCAGGGAUGGCAGGUUUAAUCGGACUAAAAGGAGAGGCGGGAUUUCCUGGAUCAAGAGGCCCCCAAGGAUCAGACGGACCACCAGGGGAGAUGGGCCCACCCGGUUCGCCUGGCUUGAAUGGGCAAAUGGGCCCAAAGGGGAUUAAGGGUGAACAUGGAAGUCCGGGUAAACAAGGGACACCAGGUUCUAUGGGCACGCCAGGAGAGCCAGGACAAGCGGGUCAGCCAGGGCACCAAGGUGUGCCCGGCCUGAUGGGAAGCAAGGGAGAAAGGGGUAAUGCAGGUGAAAGAGGAGAAAUGGGAAUAAAAGGAGAAAAAGGGGAACAUGGCAAACCCGGGAACCAUGGAUCGCCGGGUCUGGAGGGCCAAAAGGGGGAGAAAGGGACAACAGGGGAUUUGGGACAGAGAGGUCAAGAAGGUCAAAUGGGACGGCCUGGACAGCCAGGUCAGACAGGUCAGCUGGGACCUCGAGGGCCUCAGGGGGAUACGGGUCCUCCUGGCCAACCUGGACCUGCGGGAAGAUCUGCCAGUGCAAUUUCCGACAUGCACAUUCGUCAAGUUUGCAGAGAAAUUCUUCAGGCUGAACUACCUUCUAUGUUGCUGAGCCACCAAUCAAGCAGCUGUGACACCUGCCACAGCCGUCCCGGAUUACCCGGCGCUCCAGGUGAUUCAGGACCUCCAGGCAUCAACGGACUUCCUGGCCUAAGUGGAGUCCGAGGACAGCCAGGCUACCCAGGUCGUCAAGGGCAUCCCGGUCAUAACGGGCUAAAAGGUGAACCUGGUCCUAAGGGUGGAAUUGGAAGCCCAGGACGAACCAUGAAUGGCGAUCAAGGACCACCUGGACCUCCAGGUCCUCCCGGUCCUAACGGCUAUGGCAAACCGGGUACCCCAGGUAAGCCUGGUCCACCUGGUCAAAACGGGGUGCAGGGUAAAAGCGGUAAUGCCGGCCUUCCUGGCCAGCCUGGGGUGUGUGAUCCUUCCUUUUGCUACGGCAGCAUGAUGAGGAGGGCCCACUACAGCAAAGGACCAAACUAUUGACACUAGCUGUGUGACACAAACCAAAGCAUUCUCAGGAAAAUAUCAUCCUUAAAGUAACAAAUGGACCUCUUUAGAGUAAAAUCCCAUCACAUGUUUAUUUUGGACAAUCAAAGUUAAUGCUUUUAAGAUGUUGGUGCCUUUAAACGUCUAACAUGUUUGCUGGCUGAUCUCAUAUUGCCCCCUGGUGACAGAUUGCUAUAUGUAAGUUGACCGCUUAUGAUGAAGAUCAGUGGUCCGCAAACUGUUUUUAAUUCCACCUAAGACAUAUUCAAAAUGUGUAUUUCUGUACAAAAGCACUCUAAAUGCGCCUUAAGCUAUAAUAACUGGCAUUAUUUUGUGUUCUGAAAGCAUUCAGUCUGACUGAACUUUUCUGUAGAAUCACCACAAUUGACAAAUAUGCUCCAUUUAGGAGUAUAAGGGUAUUAUUCACGAGAUUGUAGGCUGGCAUUAUGUCUCUUAGUGAAUUAUAUUCCUCAGGCCCUUCAUUACUGUAGCACGUAUUUGUUUCUUAUUUAUAAUUCUGAGUCUGAGUCAUAUAUGUGGAUUUUUUUUUCCAGCA
Messenger RNA from Entelurus aequoreus (snake pipefish), 3558 nucleotides. It is a transcript of the gene col21a1, whose product is annotated as collagen, type XXI, alpha 1. NCBI's taxonomy places the organism in Eukaryota, Metazoa, Chordata, Actinopteri, Syngnathiformes, Syngnathidae. The transcript has 29 exons. The coding region runs from base 117 to 2999 and encodes 960 amino acids. The record is from RefSeq and is a predicted model, not a curated record.